AGAGGAAAGGGAGAGAGGAGGGAGGGAGCGGAGCGCAGCCCCGUCGCCGGGAAGGCAGCCGGAGCUCCUGCGCGCAGCAAGAGAUGAUUGUGUUCAAAAGAGGACAGAGCUGCUGAAGUGCCUGUUGUACUGUCCGGGAGUGCACAAGAGAGAGGCAGUGUGUAAACUGAGCGGCAGGAGCACAGGGAAGUGCAAACAUAGUGAAAGGAGGCUGUCGUUCCCAGAACCAGGAUCUCUCUUGGACAUUUCAAAGGACUACAAAAAGGACCUACUUUCUUCUCACGGGACCUAAGAUACUGUGCUUUGACUUCUAAGUCAACCCUAGUAUACAGAUGUGGACUUCAGGUAGAAUGAGAAAUGCAAAGAACUUGCUUGGACUUGGGGUCUCCUUGUAUUUUUGGGGACUGAUGGACCUUACUACAACUGUGCUGUCAGGAAGUGCCAGGCCACUCACUGAAGGCCCAGAAGACAACUUCUCAGACAAGCUGCAUCAGCGUAUGAAGAGGAGUUGGGUGUGGAACCAGUUCUUUGUUCUGGAGGAGUACACAGGAACUGACCCUCUGUACGUUGGGAAGCUCCACUCUGACAUGGAUAGAGGAGAUGGUUCCAUCAAAUACAUCCUCUCGGGAGAGGGAGCUGGCAUUGUGUUUACAAUCGAUGAUACCACAGGGGACAUUCAUGCCAUUCAGAGACUGGACCGGGAAGAAAGGUCGCAGUACACCCUGAGGGCACAGGCUCUGGACAGGAGAACAGGCAGGCCAAUGGAACCAGAGUCGGAGUUCAUCAUCAAAAUCCAAGACAUCAAUGACAAUGAGCCCAAAUUCCUGGAUGGACCAUAUGUAGCCUCUGUACCGGAAAUGUCACCUGUGGGAACCUCUGUUAUCCAAGUGACAGCAACAGAUGCUGAUGACCCAACCUAUGGGAACAGUGCGAGAGUAGUGUACAGUAUUCUCCAAGGACAACCAUAUUUCUCUGUGGACUCUCGGACAGGCUUAAUUAGGACAGCUCUGAUGAACAUGGACAGAGAAGCAAAAGAAUAUUAUGAAGUGAUUAUCCAGGCCAAGGAUAUGGGUGGACAGCUGGGAGGAUUAGCUGGAACAACCACAGUCAACAUCACCCUCUCUGAUGUCAAUGACAACCCACCCAGAUUUCCACAAAGUGAGUAUCCACCACAUCAGGAUGGGCAGAAAGGGGUGGCUGAGCUGCACAGCUGCUAUUUGCUCUCAUUACAGCUAUUUUCCAACUCAGUAUAGCGAUAACUGGAGAUGAGCAGAAUAUGAGAUCAAAGAAGGAACUUUCCUUCAGAAAAUGUCAAAACAGAGUGUUCAAUAGUCUGUCUUUCAAAAAAGGUUUCCAACUGCCAAAAUCAUCAAAAGCAACACUUUUUUUAAAGGGAGGAAAAUUAAUUUACAAAA
Messenger RNA from Oxyura jamaicensis (ruddy duck), 1415 nucleotides. Its product is annotated as cadherin-20-like. The transcript has 6 exons. Gene Ontology annotation, biological process: cell morphogenesis; adherens junction organization; cell-cell junction assembly. NCBI's taxonomy places the organism in Eukaryota, Metazoa, Chordata, Aves, Anseriformes, Anatidae. Gene Ontology annotation, cellular component: catenin complex; adherens junction; plasma membrane. Gene Ontology annotation, molecular function: cadherin binding; calcium ion binding. Bases 333 to 1253 code for a protein of 306 amino acids. The record is from RefSeq and is a predicted model, not a curated record.